CCCAACGUGUUAAUUAACAGGUUGUGAUCUGUAAAAAGAGAAUUUCAUUUGGCGAUUUGUCUCAACUGCUUCUUAAAUUACAAUAAAACGAAUCAUUCACUUGAACAUGUAUUCUGGCAAGUACGUUCGGGAAGUUUUCGUUAUAGUUCUCGUGAUUAAAUCGUCGUUGUGUAACAUGAAUGAACCGCGAUGUUACAGCCGGUUUGACCACGAGGAGAAAAUGUUGGAGAAAAUGGUGAGAACUGAGAUCAAGAUUGAAGAGCUCCUCGGUAAACUGGAAGCUCAGGAAAAGAGGCUAAGUAACGUUGAAACUGAGGUGGACACUUCGACAAAGCAAAUACAAGGUCAAGAAAAGAAAGACGAUACUGAAAUAGAUAUGUCAGUGAGAGGGAUCCAAGAUUUGGAAAAAAGAUACAAUAGCUUACGAACUGAGUUGAGAGAGUUUGUAAACACGACAAAAUCCAAUUUUGAUGGGCUUGAGAAAUCCCUUGAGGUACACGAUCAACGUCUGGACUCUAUGUUCGGGAAUAUUACUGAGAGUAAGCACUACUCUCCCGUUGCCUUCUUCGCCACCCUGAUAUCCGAUUUUACAACAUCAACCUCCUCUCAAACGAUCGUAUUUAACAACGUUGUCACAGAUGUGGGCGGAGGCUAUAUCCCAGGUACAGGCGUGUUCACCGCCCCGGUCAACGGUUUAUACGUAUUUUCAGCUUCUGUCACGGUUCACCUGUCCACGUCGAAGACCUCCGCUUAUAUCAAAAUUCGGAAGAACGGCAGUUACAUAGUGUUUCUGUAUGUCAGCGACGGUGACGGUAAUUACGAGACAGGCGUGGGCACUGUCAUUCUAUCGUUACAGAUUGGGGAUACCGUAGAGUUGACAUGCAAUAACAGUGGACAAAGAAUUGACAGCUUUUCGUUUUUCUCCGGUUUUAGAUUGUAAUCAGUGCAUGAAUGAAAACAGAACAUUUAAAUGGAAUAAGUUCGCUUUAUUAUCUCACGAACGUUUUCUGAAAUGUUUACAAUUCAUAAAAAUCCUAUUUGGUUCGUACUUUAGAAACUAUCUUUUUGUUUGUCGAAAAAAUGAUGCACCUGAAAAACAUGAUUCAUGUAUUGAAAAAUGUUGAAUAAUAUGAUCAAAUAUGAUAUUUUGUUUAAUACAUCAAUAUCGCUAGUUUGGCAUAUACUGUGAUACCCUUUGUCAGGCCAAACGCGUAGCUGAUUAGAGAUGAUUAAGAGAGGCGGUAUGAAAAUUGAAAUUUAUUUCAUGCAUAUCGGUGAAAGAAUGAAAUAUAUAGGUGAAUAAUAACUUGAUCAUUUCACUCUGGCUCGAGUGAAAUGAUAACAUGUGAGCAUUAUACUCUGCAGCCAUCGGGACUACCUUCUCCAUCUUUUAUAAGAUUUGCUUCCCUUGACUUAAGAACUACAUAUAUGUAACAAGUUAAGUACAUGUUUGUUGUCGUUACUGAAGUGCAGUAAAAGACACAUUGGCCGAAUCAUAUAGAAUUGUCAUUAUCAAAUUAUGCAAUAGUUUGAAUAAAACAAACAUUUUUGCGAUUGAAUAUAACUAUGAAUAAAGAAUGAACUUACCAUUUUAUGUAUGAACUAUUUUAUAGAACAUACUGAACAUUACAAUUAACCAGCUUGGUAGUAGCUUAAGAACUUCAGCGAACACGUUAUAUAUUGCAUUUUGGGAAGUUUAAUGUGUAGUAAAUAUAAAAAAUAUCAACAUUAAAGUUAUGGAAGCAAGAACUAAUUGAAAACCAACCAGGUCAUGGUGAUUUCCGACAUCUUGUCGAGAAAACUUCCGAAGUCUACGCUCCAUCCUUUUCAAAGGCAUCUUCGGGCACAUCCUUGACAUUUUCUCUCGGGGUUUCAUAAACCCAAAAUUUAACGGAAAGUUGACAUUCAACUUUAAUAGACAUGCAACUAAUUUCUUUUCUCAACAACAAAACAUUCUUCGGCUGCAAAGCAUGAAUUCACCCCAACAAAAUGCCGUAAGAGCCAGAGCCUGAGAGCGACAGUGAAAAUAUAUCCACAACGAAUAACAUAAAACACAGACUUUCGUUGAUUUUACGCAUACACACUGCUAUAAAUCCAUAUUUGUUAAUUUAAAUCUUGGAAUUGAUCUUGAAUUAUUUUUUAUUUCCGAAAUAAUUUUGAUUAAAUACUUGUUUUGUGCCUCAAUAAAUGUUUAAAUGAUA
Molecule: messenger RNA, 2201 nt
Organism: Mya arenaria
Lineage: Eukaryota; Metazoa; Mollusca; Bivalvia; Myida; Myidae
Exons: 2
Coding region: 107-940 (277 amino acids)
Molecular function (GO): protein binding
Source: RefSeq, a predicted model, not a curated record